Molecule: messenger RNA, 11437 nt
Organism: Aedes albopictus (Asian tiger mosquito)
Lineage: Eukaryota; Metazoa; Arthropoda; Insecta; Diptera; Culicidae
Product: OTU domain-containing protein 7B
Exons: 5
Coding region: 286-2892 (868 amino acids)
Biological process (GO): protein K11-linked deubiquitination; protein K48-linked deubiquitination; protein K63-linked deubiquitination
Cellular component (GO): nucleus; cytoplasm
Molecular function (GO): K63-linked polyubiquitin modification-dependent protein binding; cysteine-type deubiquitinase activity; DNA binding
Source: RefSeq, a predicted model, not a curated record
UGUUCCGGCGCCGGUGGGUGUACCAAGUGUUGCUGCUGCUGUUGCUGCGGUGGCUGUUGUGAGGGCAACAAGCGGCAACGACAACAACAACAACAACAACAUCAACAACAAGAGCAACAACAGCUCCAAAGGCGAAGCAGUGAUCCCCCGGGUCACUGUCGGCAGAGGCAACAGCAGCAGCGGUCCGCAUCGUCUUCGUCCGUGGGUGGUGGUGGUGGUAGAAUCUGUUGUGGUGGCAGGCAACAGCGGAAGAGCCGCAGUGGCAACGGUACCGGGACCGGUACUAUGGAGACAACCCAUCUGGUGACAGAGUUCAUUACGCACACCGGAGCCAACACGCAGGACGCCGUCAGCUGUCUGAAGUCGUGGGAGUGGGAUCUCAAGAAGGCGCUCAUCGACUAUAAUGGCAAAAAGCUCGAACGGGGCAUCUCGCGUGCUACGGAAAAUGUGAACCUGGUGUCCCGGGCCCGGCAAGAGUUCGAGAUGGACUUCCACACCCAGUGCCACGAGCAGAACGAGAAAAAUCUCAACUUUAUCGACACGCCCGACUACACUUUCACGCUGCCCGAUCUGACCAAGUACACGGAGGAGUUCCGGAAAUUUCUCGAAAAGGAUCUGGUUGAUACGUCGACACUCAACUCGCUGGAGGCGACCAAUCGCCUGAACUGGUGGUACGACUCCGGGGUGUGUCGGAAGCUAUGGCCGUUAACAACAGCAGGUGAUGGCAACUGCCUGCUGCACGCGGCUUCCCUGGCCAUGUGGGGCUUCCACGAUCGGCGCCUUACGCUGCGGCGAGCCUUGCAUGACAUCCUCUCGAAGGAGGAUUUCCGGGACGCUCUCUACCGGAGGUGGCGCUUCCAGCAGACCCGCGUCAACAAACAGGCCGGGUUUGUAUUCUGCGAAACCGAGUGGGCCAAAGAGUGGGAGGAGUUGGUGGCGAUCGCGUCGCCGGAACCGCGAAGGAAUUCCAAGAGUGUGUCCCGGCGGAGAUCGUUGCUGAUGGAGAAGAGCUUCGAUGGGGGCGGUUCGAUGGGUGGGGAUGAUGAGAAUGCGACGUACGAGAGUUUGGAGGAAAUACACGUGCUUGCGCUGGCGCAUAUUCUGCGAAGGACGAUCAUUGUGGUGUCGGAUGUGUUCCUGCGGGACAUGAACGGGGAAGCGUUCAGCCCGAUCCCAUUCGGAGGGGUCUAUCUGCCGUUCGAAGUGCCGUCGAACGAAUGCCACCGGACGCCGUUGCUGUUGGCGUACGAUAUGGCGCACUUUUCGGCACUGGUUGUCAUGGAGACAGCCGGAGAAUAUCCGCCGGCGUUGAUACCGUUGGUGGAUGCCAGUAAUCAGCUGUUACCGAUACAGUUCUGCAUAGAUCCGGGGGUCGACUUCGAUUGGCGGGAGUAUGACGGAAGUGACGGGAAUUGGGUGCUGACGGACCGGGAGCACGUGGCGCUACUGAAGGAGUACUUGGACAUUGUCUACGCGCCGAUGGCGGACAGUCCGGAUGAUGACAUCUACGACGACUACUCAGACGAAGAGUACGAGAAAAAGAUUGCCGACGGGGAGAUUGUGUUUUCCGAUGAGAAUCAUAACAACGGCACGAGUAAUCCGAAUUUAGCGGCCAUGACGGCUUCUAAUCAGUCGCUUCCUCCGUAUCAAUCCGGAUCGAGCGGUGGCUCCGGUGGAGGCAAGAGUAAGGCAGCCAAGCAGUUGCAAAUUGUGGCGAAGCAGUUCGGUAGUAUCGGGAAGACGGUGAGCAAAAAGCUAAAAAAGAACAUUGGGUCUAUUACGAGGAUCGGUAGCAAGAGUGGUCAGCAUAAAAAGUCAAGCAUUUCAUCGGAUAAGUCGGCACGGGGGGAGUUUACCAAGUUCCGAAUACUGUGCGCCACGUUGAAAGCGCGACGACACGAGUACCAGGAGGAGAUGGUUAAAAACUAUCUGGAAUGUGCCCACGAGCGAUAUCUGGAAAUGGAGCGGGCGCGGGAGCGGAAGGAACUGGAGAAGUACAGCAAAUAUGGCGAUUCCGGACAGGAUGUGUGCGAUUAUGCUGGUACGGAUAACGGGACGGACAUAAUGAACUGCAUUAACGCAGGUUGUCUCAACUACGGUACUGUAGACACCAGCUACAUGUGCCAAGAAUGUUACGAAACCCAGCGGAAGCGAGAAUCUCAAUCCUGCAAUCCGAACGACUACAUGCCCCGCUAUGGAACCGGUAAGUCCAAGUUCUACACCCAAGCAGAUAUCGAAAGCCACGAUCGCAUUCAGCGGUUACCUUCCGUGCGGCGGCUGACCGAGAUGGACCAAACCCUGUAUCUGUCACACUCGACCUUCUACAAUGAUAAGCGAGCAAUCGGCAGCAGUGCUGCGAUACCUUCUUCCAUCUACCGGCACGGCUUCAGUCCAACGGAAAGUUCCAAACCCAAAGCCAACGUCAGCCACUCGCCGGACUAUUCCAACUGUGCCAAACAGGCGUCGACGGCCAUAUCGGGCGGGAUCGUCGCAACGGUUUACUCGCCCGGCAGCACGAUCCAGAACCGCAGCACCAGCAACAACAUCAUUAACAAAACGUCGCAACCGGCUACGGCGGGGAUGUGCGUUUCGCUUCCGCCACCGGUGGCCAGUCCGGUACCGCAGCAACAUCACCAUCAUCCGUCGUCUUCGACGCCGACGUCCUCCGGGAUGUCGUCGUCUUCGUCGUCCGGUUCGAACGCGUCGGACUCGGCGCUCCGGCAACAGCAGCAUCAUCAACAGCAGCAACAACCUUCUGGAGGAGGAGGAGGAGUGAUCAACAGUAGCCAUUACGGGAAAAAUCAAAAGUGCCGAACCGAGGGCUGCCGGUACUACGGCAGCAUCAACACGAACUUCUACUGUUCCAAGUGCUGCCAGGAGUGCAACAUCUGAAUGAGCUGAACCGCGUGUAAAUAUAGUUGGCGUAGAUUCUGCGACCUCCCCCACUUCCCCAGAACACUAGAGAUAAAGGUAAGACAGAGAGUUGUUAUUCUUCUAUACAUUUACAUUACAUACAUACGAACGAUGAAACAGCAUAAGUCACGCAUAUUGCUCUGAAUGCUAUAAAAUAAUGUAGUAACUAUCAUACCAGUUUUACGUAUGUACGAAUUCGUUUUCAAAUCACACAGGCAGGCAGUUUAUACUGAGCGAAAUCGAAAUGACAUCACCCAGUUCUCUAUUGUUUUCUAAGAGACGUUGGUCCAAUUUAGUAUAUUCUAAAACUAUAUUUUCAAACCUAAAGUUUUAAAAUCAAUUACAAAGUACAGGUUUUCUUUUUAAGAGUUUGACAAACAUUUUGGAAAUCCCAGUGGAAUUUCGAGUGCUGAAAAAGGACCAGCAAACACCUCCGGCAUACAUACAUGUGCUUAAAUAAUAUGUAUAACCCUUAUUAGAUUCGCCGGAAGACCACGUUCUGACAUUUUCUGAAUUGUACGCUGCAUUUAAAUCAAUAAAGAGUACAAGUUAUACUCCCAAGAGUCUUUCAGGCACGCGUAUUCGUGCAUAAUCUGCCAUAACUGAUCUCGAUCGAUUGUAUCAUACGCCGAUUUGAAAUCGAUGAACAAGUGAUGCGUGGGCGGCACGUUGCAUUCGCGACAUUUCUGCAACACCUGGCGGAUGGCAAACAUCUGGUCCUGGUCCGUUGUAGCGCGUUUCAUUCCUCUAUGGGUUUCAUCAGACAUUCCUCCAGGAAUUCCUCCGGGAGAGGUUUCUUCAGUGAUUAUUCCAGUGCAUUUUUCAAGGAUUCCUCCAGGGAUUUCCAAAGUAAUGUCAACAGAAAUUCUUUUAGGUAUUUCUGCAAGUGUUCCUUCAGUGAUUUCUUCAAAGAUAUCUCAGGGAGAUGUCUCCAUUUCUAGAUUUCUCCAUAUAUUUCUUCGAGAAUUCCACAAGAGAUUGAUCCAAUAAUUCAAUCUGGAAUAAUUCCAAGUAUUUCAGCAGGAAUAUCUUCCAGAAACACUGACAAGUAAUUUUACCAGAGAUUAGCUUAAAAUUAAUCCAAAGGUUCCAACAAUAAUUCGUCUAAAAAUUGUUCAAAUUGUUUUCCUACAGAAAUUCUUCCAGUAAUUUGUUAAUACUAAGGAAUUCCUCAUGGGUUUGCUUCCGGGAUUCCGGGAAUAUGUUCUGUGUUUCUUUCAGGAACAACUCCAGGGAUUUUUUUAAAAAAUCCUCCGGAAAUUCCCCCAACAACACAGAAUUCCUUCAGGAGUUCUCUUCUCUUGGAAUUCUUUCAGGAACUCCUCUAGGAAUUAAUUCAAAACCUUCUCCAGGGACUGUUAAGGGAAUCAAUGGACUUGCUUCCAGGAUUCCUCCUGGGGUUUCUUCAGGAACUCCUGCAGGGAUUCCUUCAGGAAAUGCUACAGGGAUUUCUUAAGGAGUUCCUCCACGAACUAUUCUUAGAAUUCCUUCAGGAUUUCUCCAAGGAUUCCACCAGCAAUUUCUUCCACGAAUUUCUUUCAGAGAUUCCAUCAGGAAAUAUUCCAGGGAUUCCUCCGGGAAUUGCUGCAGGGAUUCCCGUAAAAAAACAUCCAGGGUUUCCUUCAGAAAUGCCUCUAGAGAUUCCUCAAGAAAUUCCUCGAAGAAUUCGUUUAUAAAUUCCUCCAGGAGUAUUUCUAGAGACUCCUCCUUUAAUCCCUACAUUCAUUCUAUUAGGAUAUCCUCCAGGGAUUCCUCUAAAAAAUUUUGCAGGGCUUAACUCGGGAAUUCCUUCUGUUAUUCUUUCUGGAACAACUGAUUUAAAAAAAAAAUCCUCCAAAGAUUCUCCCAGGAACUCUUCUUAGGAUUCCUUCAGGAAUUCCUCCUUGUAUUUUUAAGGAACUCCGCCAGUAUUUAAUUCAACACUUCCUCCAGGAACUGUUCAGUACUGUUCCCUCAGUAUUUCCUCUUGAAAUUGCUUCCGAGAUUCCUUCUGGGGUUUCUUCAGGAACUCUUUUCUCUGGAAUUUGUCCAAUAAUUCCACCUGUUAUUUCUUCAGGAAUUAUUUCUGGCAUUCCAUUACAAAUUCCUCAAGAGAUUCAUCCACGAAUUUCUUCAGGAAUUCCUCUAGGAAUUUUUCCAUGGAUUCCUCUGGGAAUUCUUGCAGGGAUUUGUCUAAAAAUUUCUCAAGGAAUUAAACUAGAAAUUCCUCCAGAAAUUUCGCUAGAAAUUCCUCUAGAGGCUUCUCCAGGACUUCCUCUGAAGAUUAUUUUAGAAAUUCCUUCAGGCAUUCCUCUAGGAUAUACUCCAGGAAUCCUUCCAAGAAUUCCUACAAGACUCAUCCAGGAUUUCCACAAUGCAUUUCUUCAGUACUUCCUUCAGGCAUUCCUCCAGAGAUUCCUCCAGUAAUUGCUUCCGGGUUUCACCCAAAUAUUCCAUCAGAAAUUCCUGCAAAAAAUUAUCCAGGAAUUCUUUAACGGAUUCCUCAAAAAUAAAAAAAAACUCCAGAUACUCCUACAGGAAUUCCUCCAAGGAUUUCUCCAUGAAUUACUUCAGGGAAUCCUCCAAGAAUUCCACCAGGAAUUCUCCUAGGCAUUCUUCCAGGAAAUUUUCCAGUCAUUCUUUCAGGGAUUCCUCCUUAGAUUCUUGCAGAGAUUUCUCCAGGAAUUUCUUCAGGGAUUCAUCAAGGAAUUUCACCAAGAAUUAAUCAAGGAAUUCUAUCAUAAAUUGUGUCAGCAAAUCAUCCAGGGAUUUCUUCAGGAAAUCCUUCAAGGAUUCCUUCAGAAAUUCUUUCAGAAAUUUCUCUAGGAAUACCUUCUUUAAUUUUCACCAGAAUUCCUCCAAGAAAUUUUCCAGGUUCUCCUCCAGGAAUUGCGCCAGGAGUUCCGCUAAAAGUUCAGACAUUUUUUCCAGAUCUCCUCUUGAGACUUCCCCAGAAAUUCAUCCAGUAAUUGUUGCAAAAAUUCCUCCAGAUAUUCCUACAGGAAUUUCUUCAAGGAUUCCUCCAGCAAUUUCCAAAGGAAAACCUCCAGGAAUUCCUCCAGAAUUUCAUUCAGAAAUUUCUCAAGGAACUCCUCCAGGAAUUACUCCAAGAAUUUCUUCAGGAAUUCCUCCAGCAAUUUGUCUAGAAAUUGAUCAAGGAACCGCUCCUGGACAUCCUUCAGAAAUCAUGUCAACAAUGUCUCCAGGAUUUUUUCAGAAAAUCUUCUGAGGAUUUUUUCAGACAUUCUUCCAGGAAACUCUCGGGAGCUUUUCAGGGAUUUCUCCGGGAAUUUCUCCAGAGAUUCCUUCAUGAAUUGCUUCAGGGAGCAAUUCCUGGAGAAAAUCUCGAAGGAAUCCCCGAAAGAAUCCAUGGGGGAAUCCUUGAAGACAUUUGUAAAGAAGUCCCUGGAGGAAUCUUGAUAGAAAUUCCUGGAGGAAUACCCGGAGGAAUUCCUGAAAAUUUUUUAAGGUAUUCCCCCUGAAAUUUCCUGGAAGAAAUUCUGAAGAAAUCCCAAGAGGAUUUGCUGGAAAAAUCCUUAGAGGAACUGCUGUAGGAUUUCCUGGAAGAAUCUUCGAGGGUUUUCCUGGAGGAAACCCUGGAGAAAUUUACGGAGAAAUUUGUAGGAAAUUUCUGUAGGCAUUUGUAGUGUAAUUUCUGGAGGCAUUUCUGGAAAAAUCCUCGAAGGAAUUCCUGGGGGAAUCCUUGAAGAAAUUUGUGAAGAAAUCCCUGGAGGAAUUCCUACAGGAAUACCUGAAGAAAUCCCGAAGGUAUUCCUGAAGAAAUCCCUGAAAAAAUCCCGAAGGUAUUCCUGGAGAAUUUCCUGGAAGAAUUUCUGAAGAAAUCUCUAGAGAAUUUCCUGGAAGAAUCCUUAGAGAAACUGCUGGAGGAUUCCUGGAAAAUUCAUGGAGAAAUCUCUGCAGGAAUCCCUGAAGCAAUUGCUGAUGGAAUCUCAGGAGAAUUUCCUGGAGAAAUGCCUUAAGGAACUCCCGACAUAAUUUUUUGAAGAAUGUCCAGGAAGGAUUCUUGGAGGAAUUUCUGAAGAAAUUCUUGGGGUAAUUCCUGGAGGAAUUCCUGGAGGAGUUCCUGGAGAAAUUCCAGGAUAAAAUCCUGAAGGUAUGCCUGAAAGAAUUGCUAGAGGUAUUCCUGUGGGAAUUGCUGGAGGAAUCAAUGAUGGAUGUUCUGGAGAAAUCACUACAGGAAUUCUUUAAAGAAUUACUGGAUGAAUUUCUAGAGGAAUUCUGGGAGAUUUCUAUUCUUUUAUUUAUCUAUUUCUGAAAAAAAAAUCCUUGAGAAAACCCUGGAGGAAUUCCUAAUGGAAUUUACGGAGAAAUUCCUGGAGAAAUCCUCGAAGGAAUCCCCGAAAGAAUCCGCGGGGGAGUCCUUGAAGACAUUUGUAAAGAAGUCCCUGGAGGAAUCUUGAUAGAAAUACCUGGAGGAAUACCCGGAGGAAUUCCUGAAAAAUUCCUUAAGGUAUUCCCCCUGAAAUUUCCUGGAAGAAAUUCCGAAGAAAUCCCAAGAGAAUUUGCUGGAAAAAUCCUUAGAGGAACUGCUGGAGGAUUUCCUGGAAGAAUCUUCAAGGGUUUUCCUGGAGGAAACCCUGGAGAACUGUACGGAGAAAUUUGUAGGAAAUUUCUGUAGGCAUUUGUAGUGGAAUUUCUGGAGGUAUUUCUGGAGAAAUCCCCGAAGGAAUUCCUGGGGGAAUCCUUGAAGAAAUUUGUGAAGAAAUCCCUGGAGGAAUCUCUGGAGGAAUUCCUGCAGGAAUACCUGAAGAAAUCCCCGAAAAAAUCCCGAAGGUAUUCCUGGAGAAUUUCCUGGAAGAAUUUCUGAAGAAAUCCCUAGAGAAUUUCCUGGAAGAAUCCUUAGAGAAACUGCUGGAGGAUUUCCUGGAAGAAUCCCUGGGAAAAUCCCUGGAGAAAUUCAUGGAGAAAUCUCUGCAGGAAUCCCUGAAGCAAUUGGUGAUGGAAUCUCAGGAGAAAUUCCUGGAGAAAUGCCUAAAGGAAUUCCUGACAUAAUUUUUUGAAGAAUGUCCAGGAGGGAUUCCUGGAGGAAUUUCUGAAGAAAUUCCUGGGGUAAUUCCUGGAGGAAUUCCUGGAGGAGUUCCUGGAGAAAUUCCAGGAUAAAAUCCUGGAGGUAUGCCUGAAAGAAUUCCUAGAGGUAUUCCUAUGGGAAUUGCUGGAGGAAUCAAUGAUGGAUUUCCUGGAGGAAUCGCUACAGGAAUUCUUGAAAGAAUUACUGGAUGAAUUUCUAGAGGAAUUCUGGGAGAUUUCUAUUCUAUUAUUUAUCUAUUUCUGAAAAAAAAAAAUCCUCGAGAAAAUCCUGAGGAAUUCCUAGUGGAAUCUACGGAGGAAUUCCUGCAGAAAUCCUCGAAGGAAUCCCCGAAAGAAUUCGUGGGGGAAUCCUUGAAGACAUUUGUAAAAAACUCCCUGGAGGAAUCCACUGAGUGGAUAACUGACACCGAGGAAGAUUACAAGUGGUAGUCGAAAUACGCGUAUCUGUCAAAGGAUGAGCAAUUAGGGCGAAAGGUACGAAACUGAUAACACUCAUUCGAAGACGGUAUUCUGCUUAGAGGGUUCGCGAAGUCGGUACAAGAUCACAAUUGAGCUCAAAUUUUGAUCGUAGCUUCUGGGAGUUCAAAAUAGAUUCAGGCUUUGCAUUUUUCAAGUUUUAUGCUUUUUGUACAAGUGCUAAUCCAGAGGGAGCCCUGACUUAUAUCAUGAAAUCGUUCGUUCCAUGCAGCCAAAAUUAAACAAGGUGGUGAUGUUUUCAUUUCGCUCAGUUGAUAGUUCCAUCGCGUAACAUGCUUAUUUCAUUGUUAAACACUACACUGUAAAAAAAAACAUUAGGAAGUUGUUGCGAUCAGUCGACCGGGCAUUUGAUUCAUAUCUAGAUUAGGUUCAGUCGUUUGUUACACCGUUUGUUGACUUGUUUUCACUGAAGAUUUAUCUCUGUUAGCAGCUGCCCGAGGAUUUCGAUUGAGUGCUGCAGUAGAUUCCAGAACUGACGCAGAAGUAAUUACCACUGUGCAGAAAUACUUGUUUUUAGGCGGACUUCAUUGCAUUUUGACAUUGUUAAGUUUUAGGGAGAUGCAGACGAAUUUUCAGGAACACUGUUUUUCAGGAAGAGAGAAAUAGAUCGAUUUAUUCAAAGGUUGCCGUACACUUACAUAAGGUUAUCUAGAUUGAACUGACGUAUCCAAGCUUGUAUUUAUAACAAACAGAAUUAUAGUAGAACAACUUCGAGUCGAAUGACUGUAGAUUUCGAUGUUUAUAUUCUUCGCAAAUGAAAUAUUCAAGGUUCACACUAGAAGGAUCUCGAAUGUGAGACUUCCGUCUUCCAGAUUCCUCGUAUCCCGUAAUUUUCUCUCAAGAUUCCCAUAUCGCUCCUUUCUCCAUUUUUAUUGACUGAUGAUUCGAAUCAUGCGAAAACUUCAGUUGCCGAAGACCGUAUCGUGGCAGGCGUCAGUACCGUACAUUGCCUCUUAAGAAAACUAUAUAUGUCCACAGUUGCUUAUUACUGUACGGAAUCAUGAUCGAAGUUCAAAUGCAUAAACAUGAUUCGUAUAUUUUCCAACUGCGGUGACGUUCUUCCUUUGUAGAUCGAUCUGUUUGUCGUCUCUUCUAUCAAAAACAUCUCAGAAAACAGUUUCGUUAUUUUCAUUCUAUCAACUCGACGGUUUUCAACUCUGCUAAUCGUGUAACCGCAUACAGGAAUGAAUGUGAAAACUUUUACUGGUUUCAACUAUUGAAAACUGAAAAAAAAACAUAUAAAAUCUGUGCUGAAGUAGUAUUUCCAUCCGUAACAGAGAAAAUAGUUAUUUUAUUGCUUUUGAUAGCACAGUAGCAGCAGAGCUGAUGUCGAUCAAGACGCUUCCACCAUCCCCAAAUUUAGCAUUGAUCAGCUUUCGUUUUUGCAAUCGUUGCAACUUACAUGAGUGAAGCGCGCAGCGAAAGCGUUCGGAAGAUGUACACAUAUCCAGAUAGAGAGCAGAAUUCAAACAUACACGAAGUAAAAAAAACGAAAACGCUUUAAUGCUUGAUAUGACGAGAAUCGAAUCGAAUUAACAAAAAAGCGAAAUCAGUAUACCAAAAAUAAGAGAGAAAGUAAAUUUAAGCGAAAGGAACAGAAGAAAUUCACAUUCAAAAGGAGAGUAUUUAAUAAUUGUUCAAUGCUUGUGACAAAUUGAGAGUGAACGCAGAAUACAAUGCAAAGCGUAAGCCAAAACAAAGAGAAAAAAAUGAAUCGUGAGAAAAUUAUGAUUUUUAAGUGUGCCUUUUACUUUUUAAUUUUUCAUGUGACGUAGUAAAGUAGCGUAAGUCGAAGUGGCAAUUGGGAAACGAUCGAGGCACAUCCACUAAUAGGAAACAUACUCACACAAUGCCAAAAACAAAACGGGGGUCAAGGCAAGAUGGCGUAACUGUUUUUCAUUUGAUUUCAUUUGCAUUUUCUUCCUAAUUUAAGUCAAAAAAGUAUUAAUCAAAACCAAAAAUUUACAUGAAAUUCUCGCACCCUUAAUUUGUACUUAAAAAUCAUUUAUCUCAGUUUCAAUCCAUCGUGUUAUUUCCCUAUCCUAGUCGAAGUUUGUUCCCAAUAGAGAAGCUCUGCAGUAGCAUCACAAUCUCUGAGUACCUGGUUUGGCAUAAUGCCGGGCGGCCUUAUGCCAAACGGGGUACUCCUCACAAAAUCACUCAUAUAUCCAUAGACGCUAUAAUCUAAUCAAUAAAUCCACUUCUAUAAUAAUCAUCACGAAUGGUUUAGUUCGAGAUUUCAUCUUCACCGGAUCAACCACUCGGAUUUAUCAAUAGUGAUCGAGAGAGUAAAACUUAAAUAAGAACUACAGAUACGAAACAGAAAAAAAAAACAAUACUACAACAUUUGUUACAGAAUCAAACACACUCACACGCGUACACCCAGAGUGCAGCCAGACAUACACUAACCGGAAAGAAGUUCUAUUUAAGCUUAUAUUAUUACCAUUUGAGCAAGAGUAAGUGAGGGAUCGAGAAACAGCAGAUGCCAUGCAUUGAAACCAAUUGUGAGAAGCCCCUCCCAUAUCCCAGUGAUGGAAAACUUCCCCUUCCCCAUGAAUCACUACUGUGUAACAAACUAAAACACCCAACAGAGAUCGGUAGAAUCGGACAAGUGUGAACAUGAGUGUGGAAAUGUUAACCUAAAUGAGAAAAUUGAAACGCAAAUUAUACAUACACUCUCUUUCUCUCAAUGACAGAACAAAACAGAAGAAAAAAAACAUAUAUAUUCUAUAUAUUUAUUCGUAUUCGAGAAGAGGCAAAAUGACAUACAGACAAACAGAAACACACACACUCACAAACACGCAAACGUGAUCGGAAUUUUGUCUGUGCGUGUAUAGAGAUGUAAGAUAUUAGGGAAGAGAGUGAGUGAUUAAGAGAAUGGUGAUGCAGGCAGGUGAUUAGGUGAUGAGAGGAAGCAGAUCAGAAACGGAACUCAUCAUUGUAUUGACUAAAACCAAAUAAAUAAAAGCGCGCGAUGAUUGCGAUGACGAUGUGAUAUUGAGUAAAGAUGAAAUUGUGA